Messenger RNA from Thermothelomyces thermophilus ATCC 42464, 1880 nucleotides. RefSeq lists its product as uncharacterized. Gene Ontology annotation, biological process: regulation of DNA-templated transcription. The transcript is spliced from 2 exons. The coding region runs from base 162 to 1580 and encodes 472 amino acids. Gene Ontology annotation, molecular function: DNA-binding transcription factor activity, RNA polymerase II-specific; zinc ion binding. The record is from RefSeq and is a predicted model, not a curated record. Lineage: Eukaryota; Fungi; Ascomycota; Sordariomycetes; Sordariales; Chaetomiaceae.
GCGAGACAUCUGCGCCGUCUCUAGUCUUGUGAAAGAACUCGUCAAGCUACGGGUCCCCCAGCCGGUCGAGGAGGGUCGCUCCGGAGCAUCACCGAGGGACGUCCUCCUCUCCCAUCCACACGAGCCGGUACCGGCAGUACCGCGCACAAUUAGUUGCAAGCAUGGCGGAUGAUUAUCGACGAGGGAGGCUAGAUCCUCCACGAAACAAUGCCGAGGACCUGCGCUACCCACCUCCCGAGGGCGAGGAUCGAAGGCGGCUCCCCCCAGUAGGCCCAGACGGCGCCGCGCUUCCUCCAAUAUCCUCCUACCCUACUUCAGGCCCCUCAUACCAAGCAGACCCACGCUAUCCGGAUAGGAGUUACACGGCGGAUCCGAGGUAUCAAUCAGACCCGAGGAGUUGGCAACCAGAACCUCCGGCCUCUAACGGUUACCCUCCCCCGCCGGAUGCGCGGUAUCCUCCACAAACGGAUGCGCGCUACCCUCCGCAGCCGGACGCGCGCUACCCUCCACCGAUCCCCCCCCAGCAUCCACGUCAGUUUGACGACCGUAGGCCGUACGAAGACAGGCGGCAGUAUGACGACCGGCGACAGUACGACGACAGGAGGCAGUACGACGAUCAGAGGAUGUAUGACGAUCAGAGGCAGUACGGUGACCGGAGACCAUAUCCUGAUCCAUACUACGAUGCGCAACAGCAGCCCCCGGCAAGGGCUGGCGGGUACGGACCCGACUACUACAGAUAUCCGCCGCCGGCACCGUAUUCUUACGGAAUGCCGCCGCCACCGCCGCCGCCGCCGCCGCCGCCGUCACAGCAGCAGUCCGCACCCAGACAGAGAACUUCGAUUGCCUGCCGGUAUUGCCGAAAGCGAAAGAUUCGUUGCAGUGGUUACGCGCACACCACCAACGGCAAAUGUGCCAAUUGCGACAAGCUCCGGAUCGAUUGCAUAUUCCAGCCGGUGUCGUCCAAUUCUUCCGCCGCCUUUGUCCCGGUGUCGGCUGUUCCUGGGGGAGUCCCGCCGGGGACGCCACUUUACGGGGCUUAUGGUCAGCCACUGCCCCCGUCGGCCGCCUCAGCUCCGCAAGCUCGCGCUUAUCCAUACCCGCCGUCUGACCACAACACUCCCCCAAUGCACUCUCCCACGGGCUCAUAUCCCCCGUAUGACGACAGAGAUCCCGGGCGCCGGCGGACGCGCCCGCCAGAGGAGGAACACAGCCCCCGACCGCCUCCUCCAAAUUUUCCGGCGGACGAGGACCCGAGGAGGCGGUCUCCUGUUUCGAUCAAUAGCAACGGCACCCCGCCUACGGGUUAUCAUACCUCGUAUCAUCAGAGCUCGUAUGAUCCCGAUCAGGCUCCGACCGCGAGCCAGAACAGCCCCGGUCGUUCCAUGCCGCCACAGCCACCGUUACGGGCACCCCAAGCGGGACCGUCGCAAACGCCGCCGCAGCCGCAAUCCCAGCUCGCGCCCCAACCGAAGGGGCAGCCGAACCCGAUGAGCUUGGAUAACCUGAUAGGCCCGGGUCCGCGUGGCGCGGUCAACGAUAUUGAUCGAAACAUGCUGGGAAGGCUGAACCGGCGGUCGUGAUCCCUCAAAAAGAUCUUUCGAUUGGCAGUGGUAUUGAUGACCUCUGGGGGAGAAGGAGAGAUAAUACGGCAAGGGGUUAGCUGUGCGAUUUUCGCAGUUCACUGCGGUCGUUGAUUCGGGAUAUAGCCCGAAUUCGUCGACAAGAAUCGCGCCGCUUUGGGCAGCCUACCGAGUCUUUUUCCAUCACCUCGGAUGGCGAGAGAAAUAGUGCAAGUCUCAAUUUUUCUUCCCCGCUUUCUCAGAAAUUGCUUCACCUCAUCCUGCGUCAUAUUGCUCUGACAACAUACUGUCGGUCUUGGU